Molecule: messenger RNA, 548 nt
Organism: Melanaphis sacchari
Lineage: Eukaryota; Metazoa; Arthropoda; Insecta; Hemiptera; Aphididae
Exons: 11
Coding region: 69-371 (100 amino acids)
Source: RefSeq, a predicted model, not a curated record
AAGAUGUCAACGAAUUAAAUAAUUGCUACACACUUUAUUCAAAAAAUGAAGCUAAAGAUUACAAUUUCAUGGUUGAAAUUUUUGAAGAAUUCGAUUCCUUCGAUGAUUUUAUUAAACAAACAAAAAUAUCAAUCAAGUUUCUAGAAGGCAUAGAAGGUCCACUUGUAAAUAAUAAGGAAUUAUACAAAGUCUUUCUUGAAAAUCCAAUUACUUUGAACGAUUACCAUGAAUUACGAAAUCCUUUACCGCUGGCACAUGAAACAUUGUAUUCAUUGUAUUCGAUUAGAUUACAAAAACUAGGAUAUAUUCCAUUAUAUCAAACUUUAUGGAAUGAACAAUUGCAAACAUUAUCGCAUCAUCCUCAUCCAUAGUCAAUAUCUGGAAACGAAGGUCGAAUAAAAACCAUUUUAUUAUAUUCUACUAAUAAGGAAUUUAAUAAAUUUUAUUAAUUAUAAGUAGUAGUCGUAGAAUUCUUUGCUCCAUUAUGGAUUGCUUGAACCAAAUAAUAAGAAUCUAGUAACAAUCGUUUGUUGUACUAUUUUAAUAUC